AGUGUCAACUAUUUAUUCACGAUGACAAUAAUUACCAAAAUAAUUACCUGUCCUAUUUUGUCUAUAAAAAUUUACCUCGGUACCUAAUCUAAUCAGAUACUUGUAUUUACUUUUUAUUUAUAAAUUAAUAAGAUACUCUAAUUUUAUACAUUUAAAUGUUAAUUUAUAACAAUUAUUUUGAAAUCAAUUGAAAUAAACAUAGUGACUAUUUACUCUGAGGUAAAAUAUCGUUUAGUAACAUGAAUUUCGGUGGAACAUUAAGGGUAAACAAGUUUGCUUGUUUUACAUUAGUAUUUAUAGUUUUUCUCAUUAUUUAUUGGCGGUCGAGCGGUGCGAAUUACACGACUGAUAAGAGUGAUUUCGUCAAUUUAAAAAGUUUACUCAAAGCUGCAAUUUACGCGGCCGAGCGAGGCGGUAAAAAGAUUAUAGAGGGCAAGAAUCGUGAGUUGAACGUGAAAAGCAAAGGGAAGACUCAGGAAGGGGCUAAUGACCCGGUGACGGAUGCUGAUUACUCGUCCCACUGUGCGAUGUACUAUAGUCUCAAAAAUACGUUUCCAAAGCUGACAGUGGUCUCCGAGGAGCAUACGAAGAGUGAUUCUAGUUGCGAACAUCAAGAAUUACUCGACAUAGACAACGCGCCGCCGGAACACAAACAAAUAGAUUACUUGUAUGAUGAGCAAACUUUAUUUAAAGAUGUCACUGUCUGGAUUGAUCCUUUGGAUGCCACACAGGAGUAUACAGAGGGGCUGUAUCAGUAUGUGACAACUAUGGUGUGUGUGGCCAUCAGGGGGGUGCCUGUGAUUGGUGUGAUCCACUUCCCGUUCCCACCUCGCACAUACUGGGGCUGGAUGUUCAGGAAAACCUCCACCAACAUACCAAGUGUACCCCAUAAAGAAGAGAAUAAAGAUCAACCCAGAGUGAUAGUAUCCAGAUCACACCCGGGGAAAGUGGCAGAAAUUGCAAAGGAAGCGUUCGGAUCGAAAACGGUAGUGACGCCAGCCGCCGGUGCCGGCUACAAGGUAAUGGCGGUGGUGAAUGGCACAUACGACGUUUAUCUACACGCGACCGCGAUCAAGAAGUGGGAUCUCUGCGCUGGAGACGCCAUCAUAAAAGCUGUUAACGGCAAAAUGACGACUGCAAAAGGAACCCUCAUCACCUACGGACCCACUGAAGAGGUCAAAGUCACAGAUGGUCUCCUGGUCACAUUGUAUGACCAUGAUUACUAUUUGAGUAAAGAACCUAAGAUACUAUCCACAAUGCCUUGAAUGUGCCAACAUUUUCAUUUCACAGGUACAACUGACGUUCAUAGUACGGACGUGGGUGUCGAGGGUACAUUAAAAUAUGUUUGAAAAUUUGAAAUUAUGGCGUUAACGGUUUUUUUUUACAUAUUAUAAAUGCGAAUGUUUGUAAAGAUCGAUGGACGGAUGAAUUUUUGUUACUCUUUCACGCAAAAACUACUGGUUUGAAUAUUUGGUACAUGGAUAGGUUAUAUCCUAACUUUACACAAACAAUAUGUAUCGAUUAAUGCAUGCGACACUGCGGGAUGUAACUAGUGACGACUAAAAUUACGCGACAGGCGAACUGCAUAUUAAAGGUAACUUCUUGCGCCGGUCCAGCGGGUCUACCAUGAAAUUAAAUUCCGAAAUUUCGGACUCAAUUUCGUGUUUUUGUUUAUACCAAAUUCGGACCAAUAAAUGGAGUUUAACAUUUCGUUCGUCAUACAUCCUAUCAUAAAAGUCCAAAGGAACAAUAUUUUAACAUUUUUAAUAUUUCCAAACGGCAUGCAUUAUGUAAUUUUAACAUCAAAUUUCUAUUUCUUUUGGCUCCGAAGUUUCGGAAAACAUUGUAGGCCCUCAGGUAUCUUGCAUCCAAAUUACGUGGUCUAGUAAUUAAUAUCGGUGACAUAGUUUCCUCUUCUUCAGAAUGGUCUGUCAUUGCUAUACUUAUAGGUGGCUUGAAAUAGUAUUUUGAUUUUUUUUUCUAUUGCUAUUAUUAGUGUAUUGCGUGUUGGUCCUUUUCUAGACUUACGAUAUUGACUCUACAAUGAAAUAAUAUUAAAAAGUUAAUAUUAAAACUAUGUCUAUACUAAGAGCAUAGACAAUAUUAUAAUUAUGUACAAUCUUCUACAAUUACCAUUCAUUGUAAAUCGAUGAAUUUACAAUAAAUGAUUAUCAAUUUUGUUUUAAUAUUAUGUUAGCUUUUUAACUGUGAAAGACUUUAGAAACUAUGUAUUUACCAAACAAUAAAUGAUGCGGUGUUGCAGAACAUGUUACUCAUAGGUGUAUUUAGGCUGGGGCCGGAUGAGCUUCGCCCAACCUAGAAUUAUCUGGUGCCCACUCUAGAAUACCAGCCAAGAUUUGUAAAGACAAAUCUGAGAGUGCAUAUGUGCCUUCAUUAAGAAGCCAGAGCUCCACGCCACAUUGGCAGGCGGGUUGGCAACCGCAGUUUGGUUUUUGGUGAUGUUUAAAGAGGUAUGCUGUCCAUCUCUCGACCAUAGUUCCCUUAGUCGCCUCUUACGACACCCAUGGGAAAGGAAGGGGUGACCUAUUCUAAGCUACUCCUCUGUACCCUGUAAAUUCACGCCAUAUCCCACCAUUCAAACCGAAACACGGCCAUGCAAACACAACUGCUUCACGGUUGAAACACGAAUGGAACAGAGGUACCCAAGCAAUCGACUUUUGUAUAAAUUCUCCCUCUGGUAUUUUAACACUCCUUUUUUCCUAUAGGUAACUUUUCCAAAGAAUUUUUUUUUAUUGAAAUUGUUUCAAAUGAAUGAAUAUAAUCGAAGCAUUUGGCGUUCCAUUGUUUCUGCCUACCCUAAUGGGAGACAGGCGUGACAGAUACGUAUGUAUGUAUGUAUGGUUCAAAUGAGUUGCUUAUAUAGAGCGUUCACUGUAAUAGUAGAAGAAGGAAAGAGGUUUGUUUGAAUCGAAGCAUUUGUCGUUCCAUUGUUUCUGCCUACCCUAAUGGGAGACAGGCGUGACAGAUAUGACUGUAAUAGUAAUAACAGUACAUACAUGGCUUUAGGUAAUGGUUGAUUUAGUGCUUAUAUCUAUCUAUCCUAUUAAAGAGCUGCACUCUUGUCGCUGGAGCUCUUGCCACUCACUACGAUUUUCAGCGAGUCUCCUCACUUCUUGAUACGACUUAUAUAAUUAAGUGCUUAUUUAAUUAACAUUAUUUGUUGCUAACUAAUAGAAGUACACAACACACAUUUUUGUAAUGAUAUUUUAAAGGAAUUAAGGUUUCCACUGUUUGACAUAUUACAAAUUCUAUUAUUAUAUGGUACAUAAAAUAAAAGGCUGUGAUUUAAAAUAUACAUAAUUAUUUUGUGGUGUUUUGUGCAAUCAAUAUAUUUUUCUCUUUAUUUACUGUAUUGUCAAAAGAAAGUCACAGAAUUAAUGUGUUAAGAGACAUGUCGACUACAUAAUAUAGAUAACAUGACCAACGGCGUAAGAAUAUGGUGGCAGAGUGGGCAAAAUACCAUAACUCCGGUUUGAAGGGGCCUCUGGUUCGAUGGCCGUGAGCAUAGGAAGGAUCUAGUAUUUAUUUAUUAUUAUUAUUAUAUUAGUUAACUGUCUACCGUUGAACUCAUGCCUCCUCUAUAAUUAAUUUAAUUACAGUAUUAACUCAAGGACAUUUUUUAUGCAACUUAGAAUGGCAAAUAAUUUGUAUAUUUUUUAUACCCCCCAUGCGUUGCCAUUCCUGAGGACUCAGGUGUUAUUCCUCUGUACCCUGUAAAUUCACUGCCAUAUCCCACCCUUCAAACCGAAACACAGCCAUGCAAACACAACUGCUUCGCGGUAGAAACGAAUGGAACAGAGGUACUCAGGCCUCGCUCCAUCAAAGUCUGUACAGAAUCUGUACUUUGUACAAAAUGACUUUUGUACAAAGUGUCUCUUUCUUACAAUUAUACAAAUAAAUCACAAAUAAAACAAGAUGAAGAAAAAUUACGCAUUUUGGCUAUUCUAUACUUUGUUAGUAGUACUUAGUUAGUAUACUUUAUUAUAUCCAUGGUACUGCUCAUGUCUAUAGGCGACAGUUACCACUUUCCAUCAGGUGGGCCGUCAGCGUGUUUGCCAUUCUAAGUUAUAUAAAAAAAAAGGAAUUUUGCCAGUAACCGCCACGCUUCGCGCACAGUUUCACCAGUGAUGUUUUAAGAGGAAUAUUGCUGCCCAUUCCUCGACAAUUAAGUUCCUUUUGUCGCCUCUUACGACACCCACGAGAAAGGAAGGUGUAGCCCACACUAUGUUGGAGCCACACGGCAAUUGGUUUUAAAUAUGACCUGAUUAUGUAGAAAAUAGCUAAAUUUCUUACUAGAAACCACCAAUUUUUUGUAGAGACUUUCUUCCCUCUUUUAUUUCCCACCUUUAUAUGUGAAUGGCGAACAUGCUGAUUACCGUGGACAUCACAGAAUAUACUGUGACGCCCAUAAUAGCUCUUAUGCGUUGGGCUAACGCAUAAGGGCUAUUGUAAGUGAAUGGAGGUGGCUGUUUUCUGCAUAGCUAGCAGCUAGUUUCAAUUGUGUUCGUCUCAGUCAUUGACCAAUUUUUUUUUUUUAAACUUUGACAAGGGGCUAGUGUUGCCCAUUCAGUAUUUAACAAUUUUAGGCACUUUUCAAUUUGGCCUUACUUAAUAAAAGUGCCAAUACGAGGAUCUAACAGUUAUGUAGUAACUAUAUAUUCUUAGUUUGGACCUAGAUGCCGUUGUGUAAUGUCUCCAUGUGGUCUAUAUAUAUAUAUAUAUAUAUAUAUAUAUAUAUAUAUAUAUAUAUAUAUAUAUAUAUAUAAUUGACUACAAUUAUUUGCUCAGUUUGUCUACCAAAUUUAAUGUAAUAAGUAGGUAUUGAAAUUUUUUAUGAGCCAUGUAAUUCUUGUAUGUAGUUUUUGUGUUAUUCUUACCUUUAUAAAUUAGCAUUCAAAAAUGAACUAAAUUAAGUCAUUUAGUAUUGUAACUAACGUACACCAUGUAAAUAUUGUAUUAAUUAGAUAUUUAAUUAUGACUAAUUUAUUUUCAUAAAAAUCUGUUAUAUAUACUAAAUUGAGUUUUUGUUACUAAGUGCUAGAGUUAAUAAAAAAAUCUACUUGA
Messenger RNA from Galleria mellonella (greater wax moth), 5085 nucleotides. RefSeq names its product putative inositol monophosphatase 3. Gene Ontology annotation, molecular function: 3'-nucleotidase activity. The transcript is spliced from 3 exons. Gene Ontology annotation, cellular component: endomembrane system. NCBI's taxonomy places the organism in Eukaryota, Metazoa, Arthropoda, Insecta, Lepidoptera, Pyralidae. Bases 240 to 1265 code for a protein of 341 amino acids. The record is from RefSeq and is a predicted model, not a curated record.